AUGUGCUCGUGGCUGGGCAGCUCCCCCAGGUCCCCCAGGGCGGCCACUGCCGGCUUCUUUCGCAGCAUCUUCGUCGCCACCCGCUUGACGUCUUCUGCGCUCACCUUGCCUGUGGGAAAGGGAACCCAAGGCCACCAGCAGCUCAUUGGCUGCUCUGGGUGCGGCGGCGGCGGUGAUUGGCGGGAGGACGGUCGGGGGCGGAACAGGCGGAGCUUCCUCGGAAAGGGCGCGCGGGGAGGUCCCGCCUUCAGUUCCGGAAUCACUCCGGCGAGGAAAAAACCUUCGCGGUUCGGCGGCGGAGGGGCCCGGAUGCAGGGGGACGGCCGCGUCCGGCGGAGGAAGGAGGCGAAGCCGAGCGGAGAGGAGGGAGCCCGCAGAGGAGCCCCCCGGUCCGGGCCGCGGCGGCGGGAAAGGUGUGGACCCGGUGGAACUGCCGAAGGGCCGCCCAACGAGAUGAUCCAGAGCGAGGAGGGACCCCCUGGAAGGAGGGGGCCCGGGAAGCGAUGCGGGACGGCGGAGGGCGUCGGAAUAGGCGGGGAAAAUCACCCAGGAGAGAAGCCCUAUAAAUGCCUGGAGUGUGAAAAGAGCUUCAGUGUGAGGGGAAGCCUCAAUAAACAUCAAAGAAUCCAUUCAGGAGAGAAGCCCUAUAAAUGCCUGGACUGUGGAAAAAGCUUCAAUCAGAUAGGAAAUCUCAGGAUACAUCAAAGAAUUCACACAGGAGAAAAACCCUACAAAUGCCUGCAGUGUGGAAAGAGUUUCAGAGCAGGAGGAUAUCUCAGUCAACAUCAAAAUAUUCACACGGGAGAAAAACCGUAUAAAUGCCUGGAGUGUGGAAGGAGCUUCAGUGACAGGGGAAGCCUUAAUAAACAUCAAAGAAUUCAUUCAGGAGAGAAACCCUAUAAAUGCCUGGAAUGUGGAAAAAGUUUCAAUCAGAUAGGAAACCUCAAAAUACAUCAAAGAAUUCACACGGGAGAAAAACCCUUCCAAUGCCUGGAGUGUGGAAAGAGUUUCAGAUCGAGAGGACAUCUCAAGAUACAUCAAAAAAUUCACACGGGAGAAAAACCCUAUAAAUGUCUGCAGUGUGGAAAGAGUUUCGGUCUUAGUUUCAGCCUUAAUACACAUCAAAGAAUCCAUUCAGGAGAGAAACCCUAUAACUGCCUGGAAUGUGGAAAAAGUUUCAGUCAGAUAGGAAAUCUCACAAUACAUCAAAGAAUUCACACAGGAGAAAAACCCUAUAAAUGCCUGGAGUGCGGAAGGAGCUUCAGUCAGAGUGGAAGCCUUGAUAAACAUCUAAGAAUCCAUUUAGGAGAGAGACCAUAUAAAUGCUUGGAGUGUGGAAAGAGUUUCAGAUCGAGAGGAGAUCUCAGGAAACAUCAAAGAAUUCACACAGGAGAAAAGCCCUAUAAAUGCCUGGAGUGUGGAAUCGGCUUCAGUUGCAGUGGAAGCCUUUGUACGCAUCAAAGGAUCCAUUCAGGGGAGAAACCGUAUAAAUGCCUGGAGUGCGGAAAGAGCUUUACUCAGACUGGACAGCUCAGGGUACAUCAAACAGUUCACACAGGAGAAAAACCCUAUAAAUGCCUGGUGUGCGGAAGGAGCUUCAGUGUGAGGGGAAGCCUUUAUUACCAUCAAAGAAUCCAUUCAGGGGAGAAAUCAUAUAAAUGCCUGGAGUGUGGAAAAAGUUUCCAUUGGGUAGGAUAUCUCAGGAUACAUCAAAGAAUUCACACGGGAGAAAAGCCCUAUAAAUGCCUGGAGUGUGGAAAGAGUUUCAGAUCGAGAGGAGAUCUCAGGAAACAUCAAAGAAUUCACACAGGAGAAAAGCCCUAUAAAUGCCUGGAGUGUGGAAUCGGCUUCAGUUGCAGUGGAAGCCUUUGUACGCAUCAAAGGAUCCAUUCAGGGGAGAAACCGUAUAAAUGCCUGGAGUGCGGAAAGAGCUUUACUCAGACUGGACAGCUCAGGGUACAUCAAACAGUUCACACAGGAGAAAAACCCUAUAAAUACCUGGCGUGCGGAAGGAGCUUCAGUCACAAUGUGGGUCUCAGUAAACAUUAUAAACUUCACACAGAGAAAAAAGUUUAUAAAUGCACAGAGUGUAAAAAAUCCUUCAAAAGAAAUGGAAAUCUCCAAAACCAUAUUAGAAUCCACACAGGAGAGAAACCAUGGCAAGCCCAAGAACAGAUCAGCAAGCCCACCGAGAACACGGUCCUGAGCCGUGAAGGCUUUCUAGAUGAUCACCAAUACCCUCAGUUGUGCCUAGAAGCUUAUAGGAAGCCAGCAGAGCUCACGAAUUUAGCCAUCCCGCUGCCCCCCUUGCUGGCAAAUAAGAAGAGGAUGGUUGCAGCUCGGCUGCGCCCAAACGAAAGCGUCUCCGGCAUUCUCCACUUCUUCCUGCGGGUAGCAGAUGAGGGCGGAAGGAUCGACGCACAGCCUUUUCAGCUUCGCUUCGGCACUCAGCAGCUGUCCCUCCUUCUGGAAGAGCUGAAGCUGCAGUUCGUCACAACGCUCCCCGAGGUCCCGGAUCUGCUUCCGGAAAAUAAGGAAAGAAAAAGUUUCAGUCAGAGAGAACAUCUUAGGAGACAUCAAAGAAUUCACGUGGGAGAAAAACCCUAUCAAUGCCUGGAGUGUGGGAGGACCUUCUUUGAGAGGGGAAGCCUUUAUAGACAUCAAAGGAUCCAUUCAGGGGAGAAACCCUAUCAAUGCCUGGAGUGUGGGAGGACCUUCUUUGAGAGGGGAAGCCUUUAUAGACAUCAAAGGAUCCAUUCAGGGGAGAAACCCUAUCAAUGCCUGGAGUGUGGGAGGAGCUUCAGUCUGAGGCGAAGCCUUUAUAGACAUCAAAGGAUCCAUUCAGGGGAGAAACCCUAUCAAUGCCUGGACUGUGGGAGGAGCUUCAGUCUGAGGCGAAGCCUUUAUAGACAUCAAAGGAUCCAUUCAGGGGAGAAACCCUAUCAAUGCCUGGAGUGUGGAAAGAGUUUCAGAUCGAGAGGACAUCUCAAGAUACAUCAAAAAAUUCACACGGGAGAAAAACCCUAUAAAUGUCUGCAGUGUGGAAAGAGUUUCGGUCUUAGUUUCAGCCUUAAUACACAUCAAAGAAUCCAUUCAGGAGAGAAACCCUAUAACUGCCUGGAAUGUGGAAAAAGUUUCAGUCAGAUAGGAAAUCUCACAAUACAUCAAAGAAUUCACACAGGAGAAAAACCCUAUAAAUGCCUGGAGUGCGGAAGGAGCUUCAGUCAGAGUGGAAGCCUUGAUAAACAUCUAAGAAUCCAUUUAGGAGAGAGACCAUAUAAAUGCUUGGAGUGUGGAAAGAGUUUCAGAUCGAGAGGAGAUCUCAGGAAACAUCAAAGAAUUCACACAGGAGAAAAGCCCUAUAAAUGCCUGGAGUGUGGAAUCGGCUUCAGUUGCAGUGGAAGCCUUUGUACGCAUCAAAGGAUCCAUUCAGGGGAGAAACCGUAUAAAUGCCUGGAGUGCGGAAAGAGCUUUACUCAGACUGGACAGCUCAGGGUACAUCAAACAGUUCACACAGGAGAAAAACCCUAUAAAUGCCUGGUGUGCGGAAGGAGCUUCAGUGUGAGGGGAAGCCUUUAUUACCAUCAAAGAAUCCAUUCAGGGGAGAAAUCAUAUAAAUGCCUGGAGUGUGGAAAAAGUUUCCAUUGGGUAGGAUAUCUCAGGAUACAUCAAAGAAUUCACACGGGAGAAAAGCCCUAUAAAUGCCUGGAGUGUGGAAAGAGUUUCAGAUCGAGAGGAGAUCUCAGGAAACAUCAAAGAAUUCACACAGGAGAAAAGCCCUAUAAAUGCCUGGAGUGUGGAAUCGGCUUCAGUUGCAGUGGAAGCCUUUGUACGCAUCAAAGGAUCCAUUCAGGGGAGAAACCGUAUAAAUGCCUGGAGUGCGGAAAGAGCUUUACUCAGACUGGACAGCUCAGGGUACAUCAAACAGUUCACACAGGAGAAAAACCCUAUAAAUACCUGGCGUGCGGAAGGAGCUUCAGUCACAAUGUGGGUCUCAGUAAACAUUAUAAACUUCACACAGAGAAAAAAGUUUAUAAAUGUACAGAGUGUAAAAAAUCCUUCAAAAGAAAUGGAAAUCUCCAAAACCAUAUUAGAAUCCACACAGGAGAGAAACCAUAGAAAUGGACAGAGCGUGGCUAAAAUCUCCAGUAACCAGCAAAGUCAGUGCAGUCCUGGAUGCUGAGAAACUCAUUGACUAUUUAUACACAGACACUUUUUACAAUCUAAUACAAAUAAAUCUAUUAAGGCACAGGUGUGCAUACUUACCCUUCAUAGCCAUCUCAACGUGUGUGUGUCAACUUGAGUGUAUGCUGUAUUAUCAGCCCAAACAAUCAAGGGUAUGCCAACUUCUGAA
Candoia aspera is the source of this 4354-nucleotide messenger RNA. Its product is annotated as zinc finger protein 850-like. Gene Ontology annotation, molecular function: RNA polymerase II cis-regulatory region sequence-specific DNA binding; DNA-binding transcription factor activity, RNA polymerase II-specific. Lineage: Eukaryota; Metazoa; Chordata; Lepidosauria; Squamata; Candoiidae. Gene Ontology annotation, biological process: regulation of transcription by RNA polymerase II. The coding region runs from base 1 to 4119 and encodes 1372 amino acids. The record is from RefSeq and is a predicted model, not a curated record. Gene Ontology annotation, cellular component: nucleus. The transcript is spliced from 6 exons.